Doryrhamphus excisus (bluestripe pipefish) is the source of this 1471-nucleotide messenger RNA. The record is from RefSeq and is a predicted model, not a curated record. Lineage: Eukaryota; Metazoa; Chordata; Actinopteri; Syngnathiformes; Syngnathidae.
AUAAAAAGUCCAUUAAGCACUGAAGGCUGAGAGGUUGUGUUGUCAUCUGCUUGAUAGGGUCUUUUGUCUUUCAACUUGACUUUGGACUCCAGCCGCGUCCUGACCCCCCCUACCCCUGUCUGUGGUGGACUGCAGCCAAAUGCUGCAGCCUGGAGGAGCGCGGCAAGAACAUGGACGGCUUCCCCGGGGGCAACUUUGCGCCAAGCCAGUGCAGGAAUUUGUUGGCGCAUCCCACCUCGUUGGCUCCGAGCACCGCCUACGCCAGCAGCGACGUGCCCGUGUCCGGUGUAGGGGAGCCGGGGAAACAAUGCAGCCCGUGUUCCGCCACGCAGAGCUCCCCCAACGCGUCACUCCCUUAUGGAUACUUUGGCAGCGGUUACUACCCGUGCAGGAUGCCCCACGGCGGCGUCAAGGCCUGCGCUCAGCCCCCGUCCUUCGGUGACAAGUACGUGGAGUCCUCCGUGCCCGGCGAGGACUUCUCCAACCGGGCCAAAGAGUUUACAUUUUACCAAGGCUACUCCCCGGCUCCGUACCAGGGAGGGUACUUGGACAUGCCCGUGGUCCCCGCGUUGAGUGCGCCAUCUGAGCCGAGACACGACCCCCUCCUGCCCAUGGAGCCCUACCAGCCUUGGUCCAUCACCACCAACGGCUGGACUGGCCAGGUUUACUGCAGCAAGGAGCAGUCCCAGGCCCCCCUGUGGAAGUCCUCUUUGCAAGACAACACAUCUGGAGGAUGUGGAGAUUCCCAAGUGCGCCGUGGAAGGAAGAAGCGUGUCCCAUACACCAAAGUGCAGCUGAAGGAACUGGAAAGGGAGUACGCCACCAAUAAAUUCAUCACCAAGGACAAAAGGAGGAGAAUUUCCGCCCAAACCAACCUGACGGAGAGACAAGUGACAAUUUGGUUUCAGAACCGGCGCGUAAAGGAGAAGAAAGUCGUCAAUAAAUUCAAAAGCUCCUGUUAGCUCCUCGUCGAAUUUGGACACGGACGUGCCUUGAUCACAAAUAAACUGAAUUAUAAUUUAUUACCUUAAAUUGUGUCGCCAGUGUGCCUCCUUUUCCACCCCCCUCCUCCCCACCCCACUCUGGUUUUCUUCAUUGCGCGUUUUAAUUGGAAGCAGUCCACGGGGAGCGUUGACAGAAGCUCGGAACUUUGAGUUCAGCCGAGCCAGCAUAAACUUCCACUUUUUUUUUCAUCGAAAUCACUGCCUUGUCACGCACGACAUCUUUUACUGGUCUUUUAAUUCAAUCCCAUUGGUUGCAUGAAUGUCACCGGAAAUGUGGCUAAGUUGUAUUUCAAUCAACAAACAUGUCACAAACAGGCCUUUGAGAUCAAUUUAUAUUUAGUUAACAAUGAAUCAGGCUGAAAAAAAUCAUAUUAAUUCCCAAUUUAUCAACAGUAUCUUCUUAUUGAUUUGUAUUUCUUUCGUUUGUCAGUUCAUGUCAUUUUUUUAAAAUAAUGAAUAUCCUGGUU